AUGUCUUUUAAACCAAAUCCAAAUCCAAAUCCAAAUCCAAAAUGUUCGGAGCUGGAAAAAUGUUUGACCGGCAUUGUUCAUGUGUUCCACAAGUAUGCUAAGAAAGAUGGUGACGCUACGAAGCUGAACAAACAAGAGCUGAAGUGCCUGAUACAGAACGAGCUCCCUAAUUUCCUGAAGGACUGCAAGGACCAGAAAACUAUUGAUGAGCUUAUGAAAGGUCUUGAUGAAAACCAGGACCAACAACUGGACUUCGAUGAGUAUAUUGUUGCGACCGCUGCACUGGCUGUAAAAAUAUACCUUGAUACAUCUGCUGGCAAAUCACAGCCUUGCAAGAAAUAA
This is a messenger RNA of Monopterus albus (swamp eel), 342 nucleotides long. RefSeq names its product protein S100-A1-like. The coding region runs from base 1 to 342 and encodes 113 amino acids. The record is from RefSeq and is a predicted model, not a curated record. Gene Ontology annotation, molecular function: calcium-dependent protein binding; calcium ion binding; transition metal ion binding. Lineage: Eukaryota; Metazoa; Chordata; Actinopteri; Synbranchiformes; Synbranchidae. The transcript has 3 exons.